This is a messenger RNA of Sapajus apella (tufted capuchin), 1305 nucleotides long. Its product is annotated as sarcoplasmic reticulum histidine-rich calcium-binding protein-like. The transcript is spliced from 6 exons. Gene Ontology annotation, molecular function: calcium ion binding. The record is from RefSeq and is a predicted model, not a curated record. Lineage: Eukaryota; Metazoa; Chordata; Mammalia; Primates; Cebidae. The annotation marks the transcript as partial.
CACCGAGGCCACGAAGAAGAUGAGAAUGACGAUGAUGAUGAUGAUAAUGACAUCUCCACUGAGCAUGGACACCAGGCCCACAGGCCCCGAGGCCACAGAAAGGAAGAGGAUGAGGCUGUGUCAGGCAAACACCACCAUCAUGUCCCUGACCACGAGCACCUAGGCCACAGAGAUGAGGAAGAAGAUGAGGAUAUGUUCACUGAACAUUGGCGCCAGGGCCCCCAACAUGUCCACCAUGGCCUUGCAGAGGAGGAGGAGGAAGAAGAGGAGAUCAUAGUCCAGUUCAGCCACCAUGUUGCAAGCCACCAACCUGAAGGCCACAAGAAUGGUGAGGAGGAUGCCCCAGAGGAGUAUAAAACAGAAGUCCCUCACCGUCACCACCACAGGGUCCACAGGGAAGAUGAGGACAUCUCUGCUGAGCUGGGCCACCAGGCCUCCAGCCACAGGCAAAGCCACCAAGAUGAAGAAACUGGCCAUGGUCAAGCAGAGUCCAUUGAAGAGAUGAGCCAUCACCCCCCAGGACACACAGCGGUCAAGGAUGGAAACCAUGUGAGGGAGGAUGAUUCUGAGGAGGAAAAGGAGAAAGAGGACCCCGGCUCCCACGAGGAAGAUGAUGACAGCUCAGAGCAGGAAGAGAAAGGCAACCACCAUGGCAGCCAGGACCACGAAGAUGAGGAGGAUGAGGAGGAAGGUCAUGGCCUCCACCUGAACCAGGAGGAGGAAGAAGAGGAGGAUGAGGAGGAGGAGGAAGAGGAGAGGAGGGAAGAGAGGGCUGAGGUUGGGGCCCCACAAAGCCCAGACCACAGGGAGGAGGAAGAAGAGAAGGAGGAGGGGCUGGAGGAAGAUGAGCUCCCCUUCACCAUCAUCCCCAACCCACUGGAGGGGAGAGAGGAGGCUGGAGGUGCCUCCAGUGAGGAGGAAAGCGGUGAGGACACAGGUCCACAGGAUGCUCAGGAGUACGGGAACUACCAGCCAGGGUCCCUGUGUGGCUACUGCUCCUUCUGCAAUCGUUGCACGGAAUGCGAGAGCUGUCACUGUGAUGAGGAGAGCAUGGGUGAGCACUGUGACCAGUGCCAGCACUGUCAGUUCUGUUAUCUCUGCCCGCUUGUCUGCGAAACGGUCUGCACUCCAGGAAGCUACGUCGACUAUUUCUCCUCCUCCCUAUAUCAGGCCCUGGCGGACAUGCUGGAAACACCGGAACCCUGACCCAGCUGCGCGGCUGCGACGCAGUUGUACCUCCUCCUGCUUUCCAACCCCUUUCCACGAGCCAUAUUUAUUUCUCUGAGUAAACGUGCUUCCCGAAAC